AUGGAUAAAAUAAAAAUUGUGCAACCUAAUAAUAAAGAGAAUUUAAAAAACACUAGUGAUAGUCAAAUACAAAAAUUCUAUAGUGGAAAACAUAUAUUUUUUACAGAAUAUACUAGUCUUCUUGGAAGUAGCAUUUUAGAAAAAAUUCUAAUUACGUGCACUGAAAUUAGCAAAAUUUAUGUUAUGAUUAAUGUAAAAAAUGAUGUAUUGAUAAAAGAACAAUUGAAAAAAUAUUUUCAAAAUGAGAUAUUUAAUACGUUACGCGAAUCGAAUCCGAAUUUUAUAGAAAAAGUCGUACCAAUUUAUGGUGACUUAAGCAAAGCCGAUUUAGAUCUAUCAUCAGAAGAUCGUCGAUGUUUGGUGGAAAAUGUGAAUAUAAUAAUUUAUAAUGGAUCGGUCGUACAAUCAAAAAAAGUAUCCUAUAUAUUACGUUCAAACGUAAUUGCAACGCAAACACUUCUUGAAUUAGCUACGGAAUGUUCGCAUUUAGAGGCAUUCGUAUAUGUUUCAACUACAUUUUCUCAUUCUUAACAAAUCAUCGAAGAAAAAUUUUAUCCUGUUGUGGGCAAUAUAAAGCUAAUCGAAGAUGUGAUACGGGUCGAUGAAGAGAAUGAAUCUGGAAUUACCAAUGAAGCACUACGCGAUAUCAUAGCAGACUCGGUAAAUUUGUAUGCCUUUAGCAAAGCUUAUGCUGAAGAUUUAGUUUACAAUUUUGGCAAAAAAAAAUCGCUUCCUUGUGUUGUCUUCAGGCCUUCCAUGGUUGCAUGUACAAAUGAAAAGUUAAUUCCAUUAAAGAAUAAAAAUGAUGUACUAUUGUUAGCGAAGGCAAUAAGUCUAGGUUACAUACAUGUAAUCAAUCUAAAGAAAACUGAUACUAUGGAUCUAAUUCCAAUUGAUAUGACAGCUAAUAGUCUUUUGGCAAUGAUUUGGGAUUUCGUUGUUUAUAGGAAAAAAGAUGAACCACAACAAGUAUAUAAUUAUGGAUCUUCUGAUUGGAAUCCCAUAACAGUAGGUUCGGCGUCAGAAAUGAUAUUUAAAGAAAUAGAAAAAAAUCCAUCAGAUAAUGUAAUUUGGAAACCGUAUUUAAUAUAUAUUCAAAAUAUUUGUCUUUUUUCGAUACUUAAUAUAAUAUUGAAUAUUAUUCCUGGUAUAUUGAUUGAUUUAAUCUUAUUAAUUAGUGAAAAGGAACAACCACCAAUUAUGAAAACAAUUCACAAGCUGAAGAAAUGUUAUUUCCCAAUUAUACAAAUCUUCAAAGCUAAUCACAUUAUAAAAACAAAUAAAUUUAAAGAAUGUCUAACACGGAUGAAUACAACCGAUUUAAAAGAAUUUCCUUUUAAUUUAGCAACACUGAAUUGGAAUGAUAGCAUGGUUAAAUUAAUGACAUGUUGUCGAAAAGAAAUGAAUGAGCCAGUAACCGCAAGUCCUGCCACAAAGAAAAAGUAUCGAAAUUUAGUAAAGUUACAUUUCAUUACUUGUGCUUUACUUAUGCUUUUUUUAUUGUAUUUUUUCUAUAGGAUAUUGUCUAAUUUUUGUCACCACUAUCAUUAUUGAUAUAAUAAACAUAAGAUGAAGUUAUCAUA
Messenger RNA from Apis florea (little honeybee), 1583 nucleotides. Its product is annotated as fatty acyl-CoA reductase 1. The record is from RefSeq and is a predicted model, not a curated record. Gene Ontology annotation, cellular component: peroxisome. Gene Ontology annotation, molecular function: alcohol-forming very long-chain fatty acyl-CoA reductase (NADP+) activity. Gene Ontology annotation, biological process: long-chain fatty-acyl-CoA metabolic process. Lineage: Eukaryota; Metazoa; Arthropoda; Insecta; Hymenoptera; Apidae.